GCAGUAAGUUGUAGCAGUCUGGUUCGUCUCACCUUCAGUCCAGCAGCUCAACAAGCCGCGUCCUCCGAGCGGCUGGCGCGGUGUGUGUGCACAGAAAAUGUCCGGAAAGUGAGUGCGGAGGACGGUUGGGACUCUCCGGAUUUCGCGCUGGAUUCAGUGGAAGUUUUCUGACCGACAAAACCCGGGUCUCCUGCGCCGCAUCCGCAGCAUUAGGCCUCAUGGAGCUGGGGACCCGACGCCUGCUGUGCACCAGGGAGCUCGAUCCGUGCCCGGUUCCCAGUAAACAACCAUAAAGGGUGGGAACCUUAAUUACCCCUCAGUUCCUUUUUCCCACCCCUCCCCCCUUAGUUGCCCCUGUGGUGAUAUUGUCCUCUACUGUCUGCGGCCGGCGUCAUGAUUGGCAAGCUGAAACAGAACUUGCUGGUGGCGUGUCUGGUCAUCAGCUCGGUCACGGUCUUUUACCUGGGCCGCCACGCCAUGGAGUGCCACCAUCGCAUCGAGGAGCGCAGCCAGCCGGGCGGGAUCCUGCCGCUGUCGGCGCUGGGAGGCAGCAUGCGGACCACCUUACGGACGGGUCAGAACCUCAGCACGCCGUUCAUUUACAACAAAGACAUGCCGCUCAUCUUCAUCGGCGGCGUGCCACGCAGCGGGACCACGCUCAUGCGAGCGAUGCUGGACGCCCACCCGGAGGUGCGCUGCGGCGAGGAGACCCGCGUCAUCCCGCGUAUCCUGGCCAUGAAGCAGAUGUGGAGCCGCUCGGGUCGGGAGAAGAUGCGCCUGGACGAGGCGGGUGUGACGGAUGAGGUGCUGGACGCCGCCAUGCAGGCCUUCCUGUUGGAGAUCAUCGUCAAACACGGCGAGCCCGCCAACUUCCUGUGCAACAAGGACCCUUUUGCGCUGAAGUCGCUCGCCUACCUCGCCAAAAUCUUCCCCCAUGCCAAGUUUGUGCUCAUGAUCCGUGACGGGCGGGCGUCAGUCCACUCCAUGAUCUCACGGAAGGUGACCAUCGCCGGCUUCGACCUGGGCAGCUACCGGGACUGCCUGACCAAGUGGAACCGGGCCAUAGAGACCAUGUACACUCAGUGCCUGGAGGCGGCGGACAAAUGCCUCCCGGUGCACUACGAACAGCUCGUCCUCCAUCCUGAGAAGUGGAUGAGGACGCUGCUGAAGUUCCUGGACGUUCCCUGGAACGACGCCGUCCUCCACCACGAGGAGCUCAUCGGGAAAGCCGGAGGAGUUUCUCUCUCCAAGGUGGAGAGGUCCACAGACCAGGUCAUCAAGCCCGUCAACAUGGAGGCCUUGUCCAAGUGGGUGGGGAAGAUCCCGGCAGACGUGGUGAGGGACAUGGCCGUCAUCGCCCCCAUGCUGUCCAGGCUGGGCUACGACCCCCACGCCAACCCCCCCAACUACGGCCGGCCUGACCCCAAAGUCCUGGACAACACCAGAAGGGUCUUUAAAGGUGAAUUUCAGCUCCCAGAUUUCCUAAAAGAACAAUCACAGAUCCAGAAGUCUGCAGAGAGACCCAACCCCAGUUAGGAGCAGAGGGGGGGGGGGCACCACCUCAACACACAGGACCUGGUGCGUGGAAGAGAAAAUCAUGGACAUCGUCUCCAUCUCACCGUCUGCGUCUCAGAGGUCACAUGACCACAGUCUCCUCCACCAAUAAUCGUCUCUGGAGAACUCUCGGCCUUCGAUAUUGUACUGUACAAAAAAAUAAUCCUGGUUCUCACAACCACAGAAUGUCUGCUGAUUGUUAUUUUGGUGUCACAUCACACUCAUUGAUUUUUAGAAACGAUCUCUGGCUAUUUAGAAAAAACAACUUUGUGAUCCUGUUGUAAGAAGCUGCAGUGACCUGAAAUCACAACAAGUAUUUAUGAAUGGAAAAUUAGCUUUUGGAAGAUGCAAUACCUAUUUUAAUGUUUAAUGUUUUUUUUUCAUGCCUUUGUAUUUGUGCAAUGUCAUGGGUACUGAUCAGUUUGAAGUAUCGACCGUGAUAAAUACUGCUUUUUUUUUUAA
Molecule: messenger RNA, 2016 nt
Organism: Seriola aureovittata
Lineage: Eukaryota; Metazoa; Chordata; Actinopteri; Carangiformes; Carangidae
Gene: tpst1
Product: tyrosylprotein sulfotransferase 1
Exons: 6
Coding region: 394-1536 (380 amino acids)
Biological process (GO): peptidyl-tyrosine sulfation
Cellular component (GO): Golgi apparatus
Molecular function (GO): protein-tyrosine sulfotransferase activity
Source: RefSeq, a predicted model, not a curated record